Molecule: messenger RNA, 1879 nt
Organism: Lampris incognitus (smalleye Pacific opah)
Lineage: Eukaryota; Metazoa; Chordata; Actinopteri; Lampriformes; Lampridae
Product: tubulin beta chain
Exons: 4
Coding region: 137-1486 (449 amino acids)
Biological process (GO): mitotic cell cycle; microtubule cytoskeleton organization
Cellular component (GO): microtubule; cytoplasm
Molecular function (GO): GTPase activity; GTP binding; structural constituent of cytoskeleton
Source: RefSeq, a predicted model, not a curated record
CCGUCUGAGCGCCUGUCCCAGGAAUGUAGCGAGCGCUGAUAAGAGAAGCGAUACAAACGUUACGCCGAGGGCACAGAAGACCUGGACACCGGCGAAGUCGAGACUGGAACGUAUCCGCCCGCUCCCGAACAGCACCAUGAGGGAAAUCGUUCACAUCCAGGCUGGCCAGUGCGGGAAUCAGAUCGGGGCAAAGUUCUGGGAGGUAAUAAGCGAUGAACACGGCAUCGAUCCCACUGGUAGUUACCAAGGUGACAGUGACCUGCAACUGGAGAGGAUAAACGUCUACUAUAAUGAGGCAUCCGGUAACAAGUUCGUCCCCCGUGCCAUCCUGGUGGACCUGGAGCCCGGCACGAUGGACUCGGUGCGCUCAGGCCCAUUCGGGCAGCUCUUCAGACCUGACAACUUUGUCUUUGGUCAGAGCGGAGCCGGAAACAACUGGGCCAAGGGCCACUACACCGAGGGAGCCGAGCUGGUGGACUCGGUCCUGGAUGUGGUGAGGAAGGAGUCGGAGAACUGCGACUGCCUCCAGGGCUUCCAGCUUACCCAUUCCCUGGGCGGAGGUACUGGCUCAGGCAUGGGAACGCUACUCAUCAGCAAGAUCCGGGAGGAGUACCCCGACCGCAUCAUGAACACCUUCAGCGUCAUGCCAUCUCCUAAGGUGUCCGACACUGUCGUGGAGCCCUACAACGCCACGCUGUCCGUUCACCAGCUGGUGGAAAACACGGACGAAACCUUCAGCAUCGACAACGAGGCACUUUACGACAUCUGCUUCCGCACGCUGAAGCUGACCACGCCCACAUACGGAGACCUCAACCACCUGGUGUCGGCCACCAUGAGCGGGGUGACCACGUGUCUGCGCUUUCCCGGCCAGCUUAACGCCGACCUCCGUAAACUGGCCGUAAACAUGGUCCCCUUCCCCCGCCUGCACUUCUUCAUGCCGGGCUUCGCCCCCCUCACCAGCAGGGGGAGCCAGCAGUACCGUGCCCUCUCCGUGCCCGAGCUAACGCAGCAAAUGUUCGACGCCAAGAACAUGAUGGCGGCCUGCGACCCCCGUCACGGCCGGUACCUCACCGUGGCGGCCAUCUUCCGCGGCCGCAUGUCAAUGAAGGAGGUGGACGAGCAGAUGCUGAGCGUGCAGAACAAGAACAGCAGCUACUUUGUGGAGUGGAUCCCGAACAAUGUCAAAACUGCUGUCUGUGACAUCCCUCCCCGCGGCCUCAAGAUGUCGGCCACCUUCAUUGGCAACAGCACGGCCAUCCAGGAACUCUUCAGGAGGAUCUCCGAGCAGUUCACCGCCAUGUUCCGGCGCAAGGCCUUCCUCCACUGGUACACCGGGGAGGGCAUGGAUGAGAUGGAGUUCACUGAGGCCGAGAGCAACAUGAACGACCUGGUCUCGGAGUACCAGCAGUACCAGGACGCCACCGCCGAUGAGAUGGGCGAGUACGAGGAAGAUGAAAUAGAGGAUGACGAGGACGUCCGCCACUGAUGGCGAGGCACAGAAGUGUGCUACCCUGUGUGCUGUGUCAACCAAUCACUUAAAAUAAUCAAUACUUGUUUUCUGGAAGGUGCAGAAAGAGCGUAGGACGCAGGCUGGAUGUGCAGGAUGUUAAACUAUAUGUCGCGGUACCGAGAUCAUGGUGAAAUAUAGCAGUUUGUCGUAAACACCACUGUGUGUCCAUGUGGCCCAUACUGAAAAAGACCAUGAGUGAUGUUAGAACCCGGCAGCUAUGCGGGUAUUGUAGUCGUUGGUUUUCCGAUUCUCAUGCUUUGCCACUCUCAACAAGGAAGAAACGGUGUUGUCAGAAAAUACGGUUUUGUAACAUUUACCUCAGUAUGCAUUUGCUCUCACAAUUAAGUCACCGAAUAAAAGAUUAUCUCC